AUGAUCUUGACCAAGGAUUGUAGUGCCAUAAUUCAUAACAACUUGUCAAAGAAGAUGCCAGACCCAAUAAACUUUCAGAUUUCAUGCACCACCAGGAGCACAACCUUUGAGAAAGCGCUGUGUGAUAUUGGUACAGGCAUCAAUUUGAUGCCCUUAUCCGUAAUGAAAAAGCUCAUAAUUCAAGAGGCACAACCAACAAGGAUAGCACUACAAAUGGCAGACAAGUCUCUAAAACAGGCACAUGGAAUAAUAGAAAAUGUCUUGGUUAAGAUUACAGAACUUUUUCUCCCUACAGAUUUCGUGAUUCUUGACAUGGGAAAAGAUGCAAAAAAUUUUAUGAUCCUUGGAAGGCCAUUCCUAGCCACUGGGAGAGCUCAGAUUGAUGUUGACAAAGGAGAAUUAGUUAUGAGGAUGCAUGAAGACUAUUUGGUGUUCAAUGUUUUUAAACCUUCAUCACUCUCUGGAGAAGGAGGUACCUACAUGUAG
Molecule: messenger RNA, 486 nt
Organism: Arachis duranensis
Lineage: Eukaryota; Viridiplantae; Streptophyta; Magnoliopsida; Fabales; Fabaceae
Exons: 1
Coding region: 1-486 (161 amino acids)
Source: RefSeq, a predicted model, not a curated record